ACAGAGACACGGUGAGAGAGAGAGAGAGAGAGAGACAACCUGUGUGUUGAUCGAUCCUAGCUGCAGAAUAACAUUCAGAGUUUCCGAAAAUCAAACACGAGUUCUUUUUUCUUUCUUGAAUUUGUUUUUCGAUUAUCUAAGGUUGUGGUUUUAAUUUUAUUCUAAUUGUUGGGAAAUUGGAGCUUGUGAUUUCUACGCGAGCCUGAGAUCGUGUUGAAAUUUACAAUUAUUCGCGGGGGUGAAUACUUAUGAUAGGUAUUUGAUUCUGAAGAAUGGAUCGAAGAGGAACUGGGAUUUGGAUUUGGAUGAAGGGUUCUCAAUGUGGAGGUUUAAGUUAGAGGGUUUGAUUUUUAUAUUUUUUGGUAUUUACUUGGAUGAUUUCUGCAGGAGGUAGGGAUGCAAUAAAGGGGUUAGGGUUAGGGUUAGGGUUAGGGUUAGGCUUGGGUGCUGGGAGGAGAGAGAUGGUGGAGUCUGAGCUUGAAGAAGGUGAAGCGUGCUCAUACCAGAACCACGAAGAUUACGACGCCGCCGUUGAUCCCGAUGUUGCCCUUUCUUACAUUGAUGAAAAAAUUCAAGAUGUUCUGGGACACUUUCAGAAAGAUUUUGAAGGCGGAGUGUCUGCAGAGAAUCUGGGGGCAAAAUUUGGUGGUUAUGGAUCAUUUUUGCCCACCUAUCAGCGCUCUCCUGUUUGGUCUCAUCCACGAACUCCACAAAAAAUUCAUAGUCAAAAUACAUCCAGAUCUCCUAAUAAUUUGCAACUGGAGAGUGGGCAAGGGGAUGCUGUACAAUGUUCAGCUGGGACUCAGUCAUUGAGACUUGGCCCAGGUUCUGCUAGCACUUCAAGGCUGGCUACAGUUAAGGCAUCCUCUUUUGAUGAUGGAACCAAUCAAGAAAAAUGCAUGACGAUCACUGGUGCUGAGGCAUUGACUUCUAAGAAUGAGUCUCUAAACAUGAAAGCUACAAGUAUAUCAGACCAGAAGACACUGAAGGUUCGAAUCAAAAUGGGCCCUGACAAUUUGUCAACUCGAAAAAAUGCUGCAAUAUACAGUGGACUUGGUCUUGAUGUGUCGCCAUCAUCACCGGAUGACAGCCCGUCAGAAAGUGAAGGAAUUUCUCGUGGUCCUCAAGAUGCUCCCAUUGAAUCUCCAACCAGUAUCCUUCAGAUCAUGACAACCCUCCCUAUGCUGUUGUCGCCUCUUCCCAAUGAUCUCAUUGAAUUAACUGAAAGGGAAAUGAAUGCCAGAGAUAGCAUCUCUGGUCCUGUUCAUAUGAAUGAGCCAGAAAGUUCUGGCAUAUUACUGCAUGAAUCGAAUAUUGUAAAAGGUGACAGAAAAUUGUCAGGAGGGAAGAAAGCGAAGUCUCGGGAGGGUUAUGAGUCCUCAUUGGAAAUCAAUGGUUGCGCUAAGAAGAAUACUCGUAAUGAUGUUGGAGUGCUGUUAAGGAAGGAACAAGGUACAGAUGCAUUGGAUGAGCUAGUGUCAAAAACCAUGAAGCUUCCACUUUUAUCCAGUUCAUGUUCUUUCAUUGAUGAUUCAGUAAAGGCUGUGGAUGGGCCAUGUGAUUCAUUGAAGGAAGCCAACAAGAGUAUGCUGAGGGAGAAAACCUUCUCUGAUCAGGCACAAAAGGAACAGGUGGAGCCAACAUCUACUGAAGUGAAUGGUUUUGCUGAGAGGGCAAAGGGAAGUUCAGGAAGAAAAGUUGUGGGAGAUAAGGCUUCUCUGGAUGAUUUAUCAUGUCAUACAGCGAAAGACAAUCCUCAUGGAGAUAAAAUAUGUGAUUCAAUAAUAUCUGAAUCUAAUGUUUCCAAAGUUAGGACAGCAUCAAACACUGAAUGCAUAGAACCUCCUGGGAAGGCUAAUCAGAGAGGUAGCAUGUGUGAACAAGACAGUACAGCAUUACCAGUUGUGACAGAACAUCCAUUUCCUGGGGGAAAGAAGUCAAAAGGAAUUCAUGGCACCAUGGUUAUAGAGAGGGAAAAAGAAAACUUGAAGGUUGGUGCCUCUUUGGUUCCUAAAACAAAAAAGAGUUCUGAUGAUAGUUCUACAUCAAAAACUGAAACUGAAGAUGUCAGAGUUCAAAAAGGUCUUGGAAAGGCUAGAGAUGCAUAUAGAGAUUUCUUUGGGGAAUUGGGAGAAGAGGAGGACAGAAUGGAUUCACUGGAAACCCCUUAUGAGGAUAAACCGAAGGAAUCUGAGGUGGCUGAGAGGAGCACUCCUACAAUUAAUUGUGGAGCAAAGGAGAGAUCAGGUGGUAAGAAAGUUGAUAAGCCAUUAACAGCUGAAGUAUACCCUAAAACUGCCACAAAUGUCUGGUGCACCGGAAACGCACAUGGUAUUGAUGCAGAGAAUGGAAAAGGGGAUGCUGUAAUGAUGCCUCCUGUUGAGAUGGACGAUAAUUGGGUACAGUGUGAUAGGUGUCAUAAUUGGCGUCUUCUUCCUGUUGGCACAAAUCCUGAUAACCUACCCGAAAAAUGGCUGUGUAGUAUGCUUGAUUGGCUGCCUGACAUGAAUCGAUGUAGUUUUACUGAGGAUGAAACUACUAAAGCUCUUAUUGCAUUAUACCAAGGGCCUCCUCUUGAGGGUCAAAGCAACCUGCAAAAUGUCUCUGGAACUGUUAUGAUGGGAGGAACCAGGGCAGCUUUCCAGCAUCCUGACCAACACCAGCUAAAUAAUGAUCCGCAUGCAGUGCAUAGGGGGAAGAAAAAAGUUGUAAAAGAGGUAUCACAUUCUACAAAUAAAGAUGGCUUUUCUCACGUGUCAUAUGCUAUAAAGAAAAACUUGCAGUCAUCAGUGAAAAGUAGGAGUUUAAAUGAUGUGAACAAAUCUGUUGUGAGUGAAGCUGAUUUUCCAGGGGAGAAACACAAAAAUAAGCAGAGGAUGCUGGAGCACAACUCUGAUAGAGGUGAUGUAAAGAAUAUGAAAGGGAAAAGCAGGAGGGAUCAUGAUCAAGAUUGUUCUAGACCAUCCAAGAAAGGUAAGACUGACAAGUUUAAUUCUGUUGACGAACAGUGGACUCCAGAACAGGGUGGGACCACUAGGAAGGUGGGUCAUAGCUCAAACAGCACUUUUUCAUCAGUUUCCAAAGAUCGAACUAGACCGAAAGAUCACUCCACUUCAACGGACUCCAAAUCGGGAAAAGUCAGGCUGCCAGUUUCUGCUGAAAACACAAAAGAUAAGGGUCAGGGUUCCUUGGAUGAGGGAUCCCUGGAUUUGGGGAAUUAUGAUUCAAUUGGUAGUGUGAAAAAGCGGAAAUUGAAGGAGUAUCAGGAUGCUCAAACUUGCAGCACAGGAAAUCCUCAACUACAGGAGAGAAGAAUUUCUGAGCAAGAGUUCAGUAAUUUCAGGAAGGAAAAGAAGGCAAGAAAUUCAAAAUCUGAAGGUAGAGAAUCAAGUGCCAGUAAAGGAAGUGGUAGGACAGACAAAAAAGCUAAUACAAAGAACAAGAAAUUCAGGCAAAAUCCCGAGAGCACUCUGUCACAUCGAAGCUUGGAUGGUAUGGACUGUUCAAAAAGGGACUUGGGGUCUGUACAGGCUUCUGUUGCUGCCACUUCAAGCUCUUCUAAGGUUUCUGGCUCGCAUAAAACCAAAGCCAACUUCCAGGAAGUGAAAGGCUCACCAGUGGAAUCAGUUUCUUCGUCGCCUAUGAGAAAUUUAAUUACAGAUAAGUUUACAAGCAGGGAAAUUAUGGGCAAAGAUGACUCUCAUGACAUUGCUGCUGUGGAUAGUCCAAGAAGAUGCUCGGAUGGUGAAGAUGAUAGUAGGAGUGAUCGAUCUGGAACAGCUAGGAAGGACAAAUCUUUCACCAUCGCCCACAGAUCUGAUUUUCAGAACAAGGGUGUUAAUCAUAUGUCUGAUACUAAACCUAAAGCUCAAACAACCAGCCAUUGUACCAAUGGUGGUUUGGACACCGUAGCCCAAGGUGGGACAUAUCCAGUUACAGAGCUGAUCAAGCAUCAAGGUGAAGACAGGACUGAUGUUUAUUGUGCUAAUGUGUCUCAUACAAGGAAGAAUGGCAAUGAAUCAGGUUUGGAGGAAAACAAUGAGGGCUGUAAGUCAGAGUCACAUGCAGAAGAAGAGAAGAAUGCAAGUUCUCCUAUUCAACUUCGAGAUCUGUCUCCUCUACAUGAGGCAAAGCAUAGGGAUGGCAAAGUUAAGUUGCAGGAGAAGUUUGGGUUCAAGCCUGACCAAAGUGAGAAUGCACAUGCUGUCAAGAAAGAUUAUACAGGAAAAAAUGAGAGUAGGAAAAAAGAGAAACACUCAAAUAGAGGGCAUGAUAUUCAAGAAGUUAGUAUAGAUGCCAUAUGCAAACAGGAGGUAUUACAUCCUUCCAGUCAGAAUCAGUUGCCAGAUUGUGAUACUGAAAGAUCUUCAAAGAGGUCUCUUUCGGAAAGAAUUGAUCAAGAAGUACUUGGAAAAGGGAAGUUUUUGUCAUCAUUGCCCUCUGGAGGAUCUAACGUUGAGACAUUGGUUCGUUGCCCACGACCAGUUGUUGGUUUCCAUAAAGGAAAUGGAGAUAUGGAAGUUGAUCCUUCCAAAGUUGAUGAUGUGUCAAAGCUGCAAAAAAAGCAAUUGAAAAAGGCUGAUCAUCAAAAUGGAACCCAACAAAUUGGUUCAAGAAAUCCUACACUUAAUGGACACCUGUCAAAGGAGCCCGAUGCCCGUAGUCCGGUUAGAAGGGAUUCUUACAGCCAUGCUGCUAACAAUGCUGUGAAAGAAGCUAAAGAUCUCAAGCAUCUAGCUGAUCGUCUCAAGAAUUCCGGAUCUACUAUUGAGAGCACUAGCCUUUACUUCCAAGCAGCCCUAAAGUUUCUUCAUGGAGCCUCUCUGUUAGAAUCUGGCAACAAUGAUAAUGCUAAGCACAGCGAUAUGAUUCAAUCAAAGAAAAUAUAUAGUAGCACAGCAAAAUUGUGCGAGUUUUGUGCCCGUGAGUAUGAGAAAGCAAAAGACAUGGCUUCAGCUGCUCUGGCCUACAAAUGCAUGGAGGUUGCAUAUAUGAGGGUAAUAUAUUCUUCACAUGCUAGUGCAAGCAGAGAUCGGCAUGAGUUGCAGACAGCCCUGCAAAUGACUCCUCUUGGUGAGUCUCCUUCAUCGUCUGCCUCUGAUGUUGACAAUGUUAAUAACCCUACAGCAGCUGACAAGGUUGCCUUAUCCAAGAAUGUCAAUUCGCCCCAAGUUGCUGGAAACCAUGUUAUUGCUGCACGAAAUCGUCCCAAUUUUGUGCGGUUGCUCAAUUUUGCUCAGGAUGUAAAUUUUGCCAUGGAAGCCUCAAAGAGAUCACGGAAUGCUUUUGCAGCUGCUAAUUCAAGCCCAGGUGUGGGCAAGUAUGCAGAUGGUAUCUCCUCUAUCAAGAAGGCUCUUGAUUUUAGCUUUAACGAUGUGGAGGGGUUACUACGUUUGGUACGGCUGGCUGUGGAAGCCAUUAAUCGUUAAAGUGUCCAAUUAAUCAUGAGAUGAUUCUAGCCCAUUAAGAACAUGUGUUACCUGGUCUUGUAUAAAACCUUCAUCGUGACAAAAAAGCGGUCUGAAUUCAAUAACAAAGGGCAAGUUUUAUUAUGUUGGAUCUCAAAUCAGUCUUCCCAAUUGGUGAAGCUAAUACUGCCUCUAUACAUGUUUGCCAUACGCAUUGAAAUGGAAGUUUCAGUUUACAGUCGGAGGAAUUUUAGUUGCUUUCUGUUGUGUACAAGAAUGAAAUCUUUGGCAAACAUUGAGAUAGUGUGGAGGCAUCAGGAUUCAGAAGUCGGCUUCUGUAAAUUGAAGAUAUAAUAGGUGGAUAUGGACUUAGAAGUUUGAAAUUAAUUGUCAUCUUUUGUUCUCUUCUCAUUCUGGAGGGAUUAUUAUUUUGUCAAUCUGUAAAUGUGUGAAGUUGUAAAUUCUGGGGAGAGGAAGUUGUGAUUUUUGCAUUAACUGUAAUCUUGCUUCUACCAGUGGGAACUGCACUUUCUCCUCCCGUCCAAUCUCUCUUUACGGGUAGGAGAAUCAAAGAGAGUCGGACUAAAGUGAGCAUUUCUUUCUUUUUAAUACAUGGACAUGCAUGUUUUCCUUGUAAAGGUUAUGUACAAUUUCGGGAUUAGUGGUACAACUAUAUUUACUCAUUUUUCUGUUGAUAGAGAACAAGCUGAAAAUAGAAAAGGAGGGAGGAUGUACAGCAAGAAAUUUUAUUUUUUACGUGGCAGGCUAUUUAUUGCCAAUGGUUUGUCAACUUAGAGGAGCACAGUGGACGUGUAAAUAAACAUUAUAGAAUCAAGUUAUAGACAGCGUUGAGCAACCAGAGGCAAAUUCCAGAUGGAGCUGCAGUUUAGACAUUUCGUGGAGUGUUUUUUUUUUUUUCCUUAGUCAAAACAGUAUUAUUACACGGAUUUUUAUAAAGUAUCAGUUGCUAGUUGUGGGCAUUUAACUUUAAAUUUUGACUCUACCAGGCUUACGUGAUCUUAUUUUCAAUGUACAGAGCUAGCUAUAUUAAAUUUACCUUGUAUGCUU
Gastrolobium bilobum is the source of this 6476-nucleotide messenger RNA. Its product is annotated as cysteine-tryptophan domain-containing zinc finger protein 3-like. Bases 375 to 5429 code for a protein of 1684 amino acids. Gene Ontology annotation, molecular function: zinc ion binding. The record is from RefSeq and is a predicted model, not a curated record. NCBI's taxonomy places the organism in Eukaryota, Viridiplantae, Streptophyta, Magnoliopsida, Fabales, Fabaceae. The transcript has 14 exons.